UUUCCCUAUUUCAAAAUCCUCUAUGGCUGUAACCCUCUCAAAACCACGACUCUCCUCCACCUUCCUUUUUCUCUGUACUCUGCUCUGUUUCUCAAUUGCUCUUGUUGUCUCUGCAAAAUCUGAUGGCUUCUCAAACAUCAUAUCACCAGCAAAACUAGGCCUCAAGCGAGAGAAACUCACCCACCUUCACUUCUACUUCCAUGACAUAGUCAGCGGACGAAAUCCCACAGCUGUUCGAGUAGCCGACGCAGCCAUGACAAACAAAUCCCAAACUGGUUUCGGUGCUGUAGUGAUGGUCGAUGAUCCUUUGACGGUUGCACCCGAGCGCAACUCCAAGCUUGUGGGAAAAGCACAAGGAAUAUACGCUUCUGCAGCACAAGAAGAAGUUGGUUUGUUAAUGGUAAUGAACUUUGCUUUCAUGGAAGGCAAGUAUAACGGUAGCUCCCUUAGUCUUCUAGGUCGAAACACCGUCUUCUCAACCGUGAGGGAGAUGCCAAUUGUUGGUGGUAGCGGUCUUUUCCGGUUUGCUCGUGGCUAUGCUCAGGCAAAGACUCACAUAUUUGAUAUUAAAUCAGGGGAUGCUGUUGUGGAGUACAACGUCUAUGUCUUCCAUUAUUGAUAUGGUGAUCGAUGCCUUUGGUUUUUGUGGCCUCUGUUCCUCUGUUAAUUGUUCUCUUUUUGUUUUCUUCUUGUGUAACUUCAUCCUUUGGCUUUAGGUUGUAUGCCUUGGGUCACCUUAUGUUGAUCUGGUUCAUGGGAU
Durio zibethinus is the source of this 760-nucleotide messenger RNA. The record is from RefSeq and is a predicted model, not a curated record. Lineage: Eukaryota; Viridiplantae; Streptophyta; Magnoliopsida; Malvales; Malvaceae.